Trifolium pratense (red clover) is the source of this 2178-nucleotide messenger RNA. Its product is annotated as alkane hydroxylase MAH1-like. NCBI's taxonomy places the organism in Eukaryota, Viridiplantae, Streptophyta, Magnoliopsida, Fabales, Fabaceae. The record is from RefSeq and is a predicted model, not a curated record. The transcript has a single exon. Gene Ontology annotation, molecular function: oxidoreductase activity, acting on paired donors, with incorporation or reduction of molecular oxygen; heme binding; monooxygenase activity. Bases 370 to 1896 code for a protein of 508 amino acids.
CGUCUUAUAUAUUUAGUAUAUUUUGAGAUAUGUUCCUUUCCUAUUGCCUGGCUUUAUUUAGUUAGAAAAAUAUCUACCUUAUCAUUCCAAUGGGGCCAUUUGAUGCACAAUAUGUGGUUAAGAAACUAAAAAAUUAAUUCAUUGAAUCUUAUACGAAACACGAACACUCUUCGGAUUAGAAGUGUUUCGAUGCCCGGCAAGUUACCGACAUUUAUUAUUACAUUGAAUUGUGUCAUUUUCUCAUAUUAUUAUCAGUGUCGGCAUGUCUGUGUAGUGUCUGAUAUCCGUGUCCAUGCAUCUGUAUAAAGGUCAAGCCCACAAACAUCUAAAUCAUAUAUCCAACGUAACUAAGGCAUAUUUUGAUUUACAAUGGAUUUGUUUGGUUCUAUAAUAAUAGUUUGUGCACUCUUUUUCUUCCUAUGCGUCGUCAUCUUCCAAAUACAUAGAAGACGAUUUUGUAGAUACCCCAUCUUGAAAGAUUAUCCUUUUCUAGGCAUGUUACCUCCCCUUCUUUGGAACUUGUGGCAUAUUCAUGAUUUCCUAACUGAGGAAUUGAAAAAACAACAAAGGAGCACUGGUGAGUUCACGGGACCUUGGUUUACCAAAAUGAACUAUUUGGUCACUAGUGACCCCAUCAAUGUGCAUCACAUAAUGAGCAAGUGUUUUGCAAAUUAUGUUAAGGGUCAAGAGUUUCAUGAGAUUUUUGAAGCCUUUGGAGAUGGAAUAUUCAAUGCCGAUUCGGAGACAUGGAAAUACAAUAGGUCACUUUUUCACUCUAUUUUCAAACAGAGAGAUUUUGAAUUGUUUCAAGAGAAAAUUAUUCGAAAUAAGUUGGAGAGAAGCUUGAUUCCUAUAUUGGAUCAUGUUCAACAAAAAGGGUCACAGGUGGAUCUACAAGACGUCUUCAACCGUUUCACAUUCGAUAACAUUUGUUCUGUGGUUCUCGGAUGUGAUCCUAAUUGUCUUUCGAUUGAUUUCCCUGAUGUCACGUGUGAGAAGGCUUUUGACCAAAUUGAAGAAUGCAUAUUCUAUAGACAUGCUAUUCCAAGAGGUGUUUGGAUAUUGCAAAAAAUUCUUCAAGUUGGUCAAGAGAAAAAAAUGACCAAAGCAUCCAAAGAAUUUGAUGAAUUUAUAUAUGCAAACAUAGAGUCCAAAAGAGAGGAGCUAAGAAAAGGUAUAAAGAAUGAUGAAAUGGGAGACUUAUUAACAACUUUUAUGAAAAAAGAGAAGGAGUCACAAGUUAUAGUACAUGAUGACAAGUUUCUAAGGGAUGCCGCAUUCAAUCUCUUUGUAGCCGGGAGAGAUACUAUAACUUCGGCACUUACAUGGUUAUUUUAUCUUGUGGCUACACACCCUUUAGUAGAAACCAAGAUUCUUGAAGAGAUUAAAGAAAAUUUUGGGAGCAUUAACAAUAUUGAAAAGAAGUUAGGGGUUGAUGAUUUGAAAAAGUUAGUUUAUCUUCAAGGUGCUAUAUGUGAGGCUAUAAGGCUUUUUCCUCCUAUACCCUUUGAGAGAAAGCAGGCAAUUAAAGGUGAUAUACUUCCUAGUGGUCACAUUGUUAAUCCUAAUACAAUUAUAUUAUUUUCUUUGUAUUCAAUGGGUAGAGUUGAAGAGACAUGGGGAAAAGAUUGCUUGGAGUUCAAGCCACAGAGAUGGAUAUCCGAGAGAGGAUACAUUGUUCAUAAUCCAUCUUAUAAGUUCUUUAGUUUUAAUGCCGGACCUAGGACUUGUUUGGGAAAGGACUUGUCCUUUAUUCAAAUUAAGAUGAUAGCAAUUUCUAUUUUGUGCAAGUAUCGUGUCCUAUUGGUGGAAGAUCAUGUUCCUUUAUUAAGCCAUUCAAUUGUACUUCUUAUGAAGAAUGGUUUCAAGGUUAGGAUAACAAAGAGAGAAAUUUGAUAGAAGAGAUCAAUUUCACCUAUAUAAACUAAUAUGUCUUGUGUUUGUGUGUAUUUAUUAAUGUAUGAUUUUUAUUUUAUAAUAUAUUAAUGCAUGUAUGAUGUUAUUAGAAUUGUGUUUGGGUUGUAAUUGUAAUAGUAGUACUAAUAUCUAAGGAGUAAUUGUAGUAUUUUCUUGCAUUUUUAAUAAUGUAUGGGAAUGAAUAAUUCAUUCUCAAGAGAAUAAUGUAUAAUAAAUUAGUUAGAACUAUAUUGAAGUGAACUCACUUAGUUUGGCUUGAAA